This is a messenger RNA of Xyrauchen texanus (razorback sucker), 1558 nucleotides long. It is a transcript of the gene fitm1l, whose product is annotated as fat storage inducing transmembrane protein 1, like. NCBI's taxonomy places the organism in Eukaryota, Metazoa, Chordata, Actinopteri, Cypriniformes, Catostomidae. The record is from RefSeq and is a predicted model, not a curated record. The transcript has 3 exons. Gene Ontology annotation, cellular component: endoplasmic reticulum membrane. Gene Ontology annotation, biological process: lipid droplet organization; lipid storage; phospholipid biosynthetic process. Bases 321 to 1199 code for a protein of 292 amino acids.
GGCGCAAUAGAACCACUGUAAGAGCAGUUAUGCUGCAACAGAAUUGAAAGAGACCCACACACACAAAGAACAUGGAAAUAAGGAAUUAACAGGAUUUUCUUUCUGUUGGAUGCAUGGAGUAAACAGAAGUUGUUGGCUGCGAGCACAUAAAGGGGGAGUGCUCCCAGAUUCCGCAUAAGAUACAGAUCAGAAGAGAGAUUGGGCGUGGAAAUCUCCUGAAGGUUCCCUUCUGAAAUUUUUUGCAGGACACUGACAUUUGGACUCUCACGAUUACCAAUCUUGAGUAGAGAUUGUCUAGUCUGGUUAAGGUCACAAUACAAAUGUUUCUUAAUGCUUUCCUCGUGGUCAUUACUGACCUGGCAGCUGGACUACUUGGCAAUGCUUCAUUUCGACGCCAUUUUCAUUUGUUGCUGUCAGCAAUGCUUUUGUUUGGGCCCCUCCUGAGUCUAUGGGUUUCCCAAUAUAGUGUCUUUGCAAAGAGGAGUCACUUUCUUUACAGGGUUUUCCUGCGCUCAGGCUGGGGUUGGACCUGUAUCUUUACUGGCUCUUUUGUCUUCGUCCUCUCUUUCUCAGUACGUCGCUCACUCACACUUUCAAUACGACACCUUUCUCGGCUAGCUGUGGCAGGUGGUCUGUGGCUGGUUUUCCGCAAACUGCUCUGCCUGUUGGAGAAUGCCACUGGGAGCUGUUACGAACCCCUUAGCCCCACUCUUGAGCUGGCUUCAGGGACUAAUGGAGAUGGCCAUCCUUUAUUGCUAUUAAGGGAAGGUGAAACAAAGGAGGCAUGUGUCCGCUCUGGUAUGUUGUGGCAUGGCUAUGAAGUGUCUGAAGAUGCCCUCCUGCUGUGUUUGUGCUGCCUGCUUCUAGCUGAGGAGACUGCUGUGUUUGGGCCCUACCUGAACCUCGGUGGACCCUCUGGAGCCCCGCUGCGCAUCCUCUUCCUGUUCUGUGUCCUGCUGUUGAGUCUCUGGGUGUUCCUGCUACUCUGCCUGCUGGCUUACUUCCCACAGUUUCUUACCCAGCUUCUGGGAGGUGCUCUUGGUUGUUUGAGCUGGAGAGCUUUGUACCAGGGCUGGUACCGACUUGGACCUUGUUGGUACUGCCCUGGGAGGCCAGGAGUGGGACUUCUGUCUACACAGAGCAAACAGGAUGAGACAUCUGAAACACAUGGUGAAACUAAUGCUAAAGUGAUCAACUAGAGAAGGCUGUUGAACUCAUUGUGAAAUUAUUUUAAACUGAACAAAAUUUGGACUUAAUGUAGUGCUGCAGUACACAAUUAAUAUCUGGCAACAACAACAAAAAGUCCAAUAGAAUGUAUACUUAAUCAAUUGAGUAUCUAAUUUUGUGUAUCAAAAAGCAUGGUCUUCAAUAACAGUCGUACCCUUGUACCGAAAUUGUGUACUGUCAGAGGAUGUACUGCAUUUGAUGAUGGACACACUUCUCGGUGGGACUCAAAAACAUGAUGAAUAUCUGAGAAAGUAAUCUACUCUGGUUUUAUUAAACAAGCCCAACUUGACCACAAGGAACACCUUUAUUGGUAGAAUUGGUACUUACAGUU